Molecule: messenger RNA, 1821 nt
Organism: Chironomus riparius
Lineage: Eukaryota; Metazoa; Arthropoda; Insecta; Diptera; Chironomidae
Source: the annotation of a GenBank genome assembly
AUGUUUGGGAACUUUGCACCUCUUAUAGCUGUUGCAUUUGAAUGGGUUAAAAGUUUUACAAAUAAUGUGAUUCAUGCCUGUCCAUACAAACCAGUGAAGCACUUUGGACUUGAAAAAAUUCCUCUGAAUAAGCUGCUUAAUCAAGCUUUAGACAUGUUUCCAGGCGCUAUCAAAAUUGAUCGUGGUGAAUAUUUAGGAAUGGUAACUCUUUCCGCACAUUUUCAAAGAAUCGAUUGCAUAAAAGAAAAUGAAACGAUUUAUUUGAAAAAUAUUGUUUGUAAACUUCACAAAAUUUCAAGAGGAUCGACUGGAUCAACAGUCUAUGUAGACGUUCAGCAUCCAAUUAAUUAUGUCAACAUAAAUUUUCAAUUGACUCACACAACAUCAAAUAGACUUUUAUUCAACAUUUCAUUCGAGUACUGCAGUCUUUAUAAGAAUAUUCCACCAUUUGUCAACAUUAUAUUUGAUGCUAUAAAAGAAAAUUCAAAUAAUUUAGUCCAUGCAUGUCCAUAUGGACCUCAAAAAAAGUUGGGUGUUGAGAAUUUUCCAUCGAGUGAGUUAACAGGAAUGCUUGUUGAAAAAUUUCAAGCUAUUGUAAAAGUUUAUCCUGGUGAAUAUUUUAGUGCAACUUACUGUACUGAUAAGAAAGGACGGCUGAUAUUUUAUUUCAAUCAUGAUAGCUUUAGUUUUAAAAAUUAUUCAAUAUCAUCAACAAUGUUUAAGGAUUCGUUCCUUGUUUUAAUAUUUUCAUUAAUUUUAUUGACUAAUCUGUUUGGCAGAUGCUACAGUCAGUUCAACAUGCGCUUCUACAAAAUCGAAUGUCCAGCCGACAAUGACACUCAAUAUCUCGAAAAGAUAAGUUGCAAAUUAAGCAGCCAAAAACAAGGAACAGCAAGUUUAUCGGCAGUUGCAGACUUGAUUCUACCUGUUACUUCAGUUAACAUAAACUUCUUGAUCAUUUACAGAUCAUUAAACAAAAUCAUGCUGAAUGUAACAUUCGAUUACUGCAGUUCUUACAAUAACCUGCCACCUUACAUUCGCAUAAUAUUCGACAUGUAUAAAAAGCAUUCAAAUGAUUUAAUUCAUGAAUGUCCAUACGAAACAAAAAAGCGAAUUGGCAUAGAAAAUUUUCCACUUGAAGUACACACAGCUGUACUUGCUGUUGUUAAUUUUCAACGUGGUGACUACAAAUCUAUUCUAGAUAUUCGUGAUAGAAAAGGAAACUUGAUUGUUUAUUUUAAUUGUUAUUUGUCGGUGUCUCAAAGAAAAAAUCCUAGAAAUGGAAGAAAAUCUAAGAAUCUUUUAAUUGACAAAUCUUACAGUCAGCUAAGCAUGCGAUGCUACAAAGUAGAAUGUCCAACAGAGAAUGAAACUGAAUAUCUUAGAAACAUUAAUUGUAAAAUAAGUAGCAACAAACAAGGCUCAACUCUUUAUACAGGACUUGCGGACUUGAUCAUUCCUGCAACUUCAGUUUCCAUUUCCAUUUUGAUGACUCAUAGAACAUUAAACAAAGUUAUUUUUAAUACAACAUUUGACUUCUGCAACUCCUUUAAAAGUAUUCCACCUUAUGUUCGUAUUAUUUUUGACCUAGCUUUGACUUAUUCAAAGGAUUUGAUUCAUGAAUGUCCAUACAAACCGACUAAGCGUCUUGGAUUAGAGAACAUGCCAUUUGACAUUUUUAUGGCUUUAUUUUCUGUUGCUAAUUUUCAACGUGGUGACUACAAAUCAGUUAUUGAUCUACGAGAUAAAAAAGGAAAAUUGAUUUCAUAUUUCAAUUUUUAUUGGGUUGUGUCUCAAAAGAAGAGUCCGAGAAUUGGAUGA